Messenger RNA from Mucor mucedo, 1002 nucleotides. Its product is annotated as HotDog domain-containing protein. NCBI's taxonomy places the organism in Eukaryota, Fungi, Mucoromycota, Mucoromycetes, Mucorales, Mucoraceae. The transcript has 3 exons. The coding region runs from base 323 to 919 and encodes 198 amino acids. The record is from RefSeq and is a predicted model, not a curated record.
UGGAAUCCAAAUAAGAAGACUUCAGCGUUUUUAGCUUCGGGUGGUGCAGCAGGAUUGUGUAGAAUAGAAUUCGAAGGAAGAGGGUCUAAAUGGGAAUAAAAUGGAUAAAGGUUGAGGCAGAUAUGGAUCGUCGAACUCCUCCCCCUUAAACAUCGUGGGGAAAGUUUUUUUUUUUUUUUUUUUUUUUUUUUCUGAGUUUGGGGUUUCUUAUCGACAUAUUAACCAAUCGGUCUUUCUCUUUUAUUUUAUUUUUCUGGAAAAUAAAAGGAAUCCCCCGUCUUAAUUUUCACUCCCUUUCUUUCUUCUUUAAAACACAUUGAUAAUGACUGCUAUAGAAACCUCUGUUCCUUAUGGAUCAACAUUAGACGAGCCUAGAAACCAAGAAGAUAUCUUGAUUGAACAAGAAGAAUCAAUUCAAUUAGUGACAGAACUUCGUGCUUCAAACGACUGGGAAGAAGUCAUUGCCUAUGAACAUCUUUCGCCUUCUGCCAGAGCUCAUUCAUUAACAGCUACUACCUUACGUGGUCAAGAUAUGAUUGUAAGACGUCCCGUUAAAUUCUUUAAUAAGAAUAAGACUGCUUGUGUCAUGGCAAUCUAUUUCGGUGCAAAUUUAUGCGGUCAUGAUGGUGUGAUUCAUGGUGGUUUAGCAGCUACUGUCCUUGACGAAAUGCUCGCCUAUGUGACCAUUCCUAGUCUACCAAAUAAGUCCGGCUUUACAGCCAACCUCAAUGUCAAUUACCGUCGACCCAUCUUUUCAGAACAAUGGGUGAUUGUCCAUGGUGAAUUAGAGAAAUUAGAAGGUCGUAAGGCUUGGGGUAAAGCAUGGAUUGAUACCAUUGAUAAGGAACCUGUCUUACUUACCGAAGCCACUGCUUUAUAUAUCAGUCCUCGUACACAAGGUCCUAUCACGGAUUUCUAGAUCUUUUUUUUUUUUUUUUUGUUAUUCCCUUUCUAUAUACAUAUAUAUAUAUAUAAACUUUUUUUUUUUUUGGUGCACAGCUU